AUGAAGGUAGUGCUGUGCGACACCAACGAAACCGUAUGCAGACUCUGGCGGCAACUCUUACAGGGCCUGAGCCCGUACUCAGCCCGUAUUCAUCACGGCGAGCUAUGCGAGGCCAUGAAAGAACUAGAAUCUGGCCAGAAAGAACGAGACACAGACAACGGGGCGCCAGGCACGAAGGCUGUGGGUAAUUGCAGCAUAGCCAUCGUUUCACCGGGAAACUCAUUUGGGUUCCUCGGCGGAGGGUUCGACCUUGGUAUUCGCGACUAUUUCGGUGGAGUGCCCUUUGAAGGGUGGUUACGAGAGGCGCUGCAUUGCAGUUACAGCCCCGUGGGGUCUGUAAAAGCGAUUGACGUAACGAGCUACAGCCGUAACUUGCGCAAUAACGUCAAAUACGUCGUUUAUACUCCAACGGUGGUCGCGCCGUGCAGAUCACUAUUCGAAGCUUCGAGGGCUGUGCGAACAGGCUACGAGCCUGUGUUCAACGCCACUUGGAGCGCGCUGACGGGCACUCCAAAAGAUGUGGAGACUCUGGUCAUGCCCGGCAUGUGCACUGGAUACGUUGGGGUACCUGCUUCGGUGAGUUGCAAAAGCAUGGCAUUUGCGUUAAAGCUCUAUUUAUUGGAGAAUGACGUAUCCGAAGAGUUGAAGAAUGUCUUGAUUAUGUGUUUUUUAGGUUAUCCUUUUAAGCCAUUUUGGGCUAAAGAAUGCAUGAAAGAAUGUGAAUUGUUGGGGAUAGAAUGGGAAGAUUUGGACAAAUUUGACGUCAAGGUCGAUGACAUUGAUAGGUUGCUUCCUUUCAACCGGCCGUGCCCCACGGUUUAG
Zygotorulaspora mrakii is the source of this 822-nucleotide messenger RNA. It is a transcript of the gene PDL32, whose product is annotated as putative ADP-ribose 1''-phosphate phosphatase. The coding region runs from base 1 to 822 and encodes 273 amino acids. Lineage: Eukaryota; Fungi; Ascomycota; Saccharomycetes; Saccharomycetales; Saccharomycetaceae. The record is from RefSeq and is a predicted model, not a curated record. The transcript has a single exon.